Molecule: messenger RNA, 3069 nt
Organism: Cladocopium goreaui
Lineage: Eukaryota; Dinophyceae; Suessiales; Symbiodiniaceae
Source: the annotation of a GenBank genome assembly
AUGAAGCCCAUGAGGGACACCACUCGCUCCCCACCUGCACCCCUUGCCCCAGUGGAACCUGCGCCUGCAACAGACAGGACAGAUGCACCACUGGUGGCAGCUGCGCCAGCUGCAGCAGCUGCACCAAGCACAGCUGCCAAGGAAAUGCCUAAGAUGGAUUGUUCCAUGGCAGGUUUGGCAGCCUUCAGCUUCAAAGUCGUUGAACUAUGUGGCCUUCCAAGUCCUCCUGGUGGCUGGUUGGGUCCCUUUGGCUUCUUCCGGUUGGUGACCUAUGCCUUCCUGCUGAUGUCGGUGCUGGCGGUGUUUUUGGGUAUCAUGGCGGCCACAGGGCAGCCCUUCAAUGGGGUGCCCAUCAUUGGCGGCCAACCCGAUGGCUUUGCCACUUUCGCCGCCCUGCUGCUGUGCUUUGGAGCCGUUGUCUCAGCAGGGGCCGCCUAUGCGCAUGAAGGCUUGGAACAGGAGGUCUCAGCUAUGGCGAAGCAAAAUGAGAUCUUUCGGACCAAAAAUGAGAUGCUGGCGUCUCAAUUGGAUGAAUUGAGUGGUGUUAGGCAGAAGUUGGAAGCAGUUCAGCAGAAGAUGGGGGAGAACUUGCAGCAGUUCGAGGACACCUUGCAAGAGCUUCAUACCGUCAGCUGUGCUGAACUCCUGCAGAUGAUGUUGGAAGCCUUCAUGAAUGCUGACCUGGCUGGCGUAAAGGAUUGCCGCCUCACAGGUGAUGAAGUGGAUGCCUUGUUCGAUGUUUGUGAGGCUUCUUUGAAAGACUCGGCCCCUGAUUUCGACUUAGACGCCUUGAUCAAUGCAGUCAGUGAGACCGGCAUCGGCAUUUGCAAUUUGCGCUUCUUGGCCAAUGCUGCCGUGGCUGGAUGUGACAAGGUGCCUGGAAGGAGUACUGCCAUGUUGACCUUGGUCAUGUUUAGUGCACAUCCCGAGAAGUACGAGCACGAGAUGGCCAUAGCUUUAAGAUCUGUGUUGGAUAUGGAGGAGGAUGAUAUUGCUGCUUUGCUCAAGGAGAAGAUGACCAAGGCCAAUGCGAAGGAUCAUGGUCGGAUUCACGGCAAGGAACUGAUGGAUGUCUCAAGGAUGGUGAUGAGUGCGAACAUGGACGGCGAUACCAAGGUGCCCAGGGACAAACCCAAGGUACCUGAGGCACCUCGCAACAGCCGUGGGGAAGAUGUGAAGAACUCAGACAGCAGCAGUGGGGGUGAGGAGGCAGAGAUUGGAAGAUGUCACAAUGCUGGUGCAGGCUUUUGGCGGUUGCAGAAGGGGAGAGAACUAGAGAACUUGGGGACGUGGGAAGUGGACUCCGGCAAGUCCUGCGCAUCGCGUGUGGCGGUGCUUCGGGAGAACACGGCCCUCCGAGAAAAUGUGGCCUGGUUGCUGUCCGAGGCGAUCCAAUUGGCGGAGCUCUUUGAUGAUGGAGCUCUGGUGAGCCACGACGUUUUUUUGGGGGCAAGGGUGGUGACCAGCAACAUUUGUAGGCUGCGGAUUGAGCAAAGUGAGAGCUCCAAGCUUCGCAGCUUCGAUUGUGAUUUCAAUGCUUGGAAGAAAAGCAGUCCAAGCGGCGGUGAAGCGGGGCGUGAGCUGUUGGACCCGGUCCAGACAUUAAGAGCAUUUAAGUCCUCGCUCUUUCUGGGAUCUCAACUGACGAGCGUGGGCUUUGAUUCCAAGGGCAGCUCCUGCUCCACGAUGCGUCCAGCGGGUGAACUGGGCGAGGCAAAGCGUGUGGGUUUGCUGUUGGACCAAGAAGUGAAAGAUGGAAGCGUUUCCGUCUUUCUGGAUGGAGAGCAGGUUGGAAGCACGGCCAUCCCACACUUGUGCGGAAAGGCCUUGUUCCCGACAGUGACCUUCCAGAAUGUAACGCUAGCAGUCGACUUCCACACGCCAGGGCCAGAGAGGUGUCGAGCGUUUGGCUCCAUCUUGGAGGAACACCAUGCCCGGAGCAGUCGGGCCGUCAGCACCAGCAGAUGUGGAAGUGGCCGAGUGGUGGUCUACAGACCACAUGGCUUUAAGUUGGCCAGCGCUGCGGCAUUUGUUACCGGCCGUGCAGGAAAUGCAGAAGUUAUCCGGCUGCACAUUUCAAAUGAGGAUGGCAUGGAUAGGUAUUUGGCAGAGUGGCAACAAGCCUCCAAAGAUGCCUAUUGGCAGCGGAAGUCUGGCAAGACGGUGCUGUCUGUCUUGAUUUGUCACAGUGACGACCAUCACGAGGCGCCGGCGUCGGAAAAUUUUCGCGUUUUCAGAGGCAUGAACACCGAGGUGAGCUUGCCAGCGGGCUCCUUUUGUGCUGAGCGCGCAGCAAUCGCCCGUGCUGCCAGUGAUUUCGUCCAUUCUGGAGACAUUAGUACAAUCGCGACCUUGGAUCCAACCGAUAAGAUGAAUCCGCUUUGGCCCUGCGAGGUGUGUCAGAGUUGGCUUUCGAAGCUCAAGCAGCAGAACGAAAACAUCGCUGUGAUUGCCUUUCAAUCGAUUGAGUGCAGGCAGUUUGCAGUGAGACUCAACGACAAGCUGCUGGAGCCCCCCGCCAUGCUGCCCUCGCCCAACGAAGCCCUGAGUGGUUCGCCGCUGUUGGACUUAGUGGAGCUGGCCGAAGGCACUUCAGAAUAUCCUUGGGAUUGCAAGGAGGUCGUGUACGUUGAUGGUGCGUGGAACUUCUUGCACGCUGGCCACCAGCGCAUUUUGAAGGAAGCCAAAGCUCGAGGCUCUCAUGUUCUCGUGGGGGUGCAUUCAGAUCAUACAUUGAACGAAGUCUUCGGCUCCAAGAGCCACGAGGACUUCGCAACACGAGUGGGGCGAAUCAUUCAGAACCGCAAUGUGUCGUUCGUUCUGAGGGAUGCGCCAUGGAGGAUCUCCAAGGAGUUGAUCGACGUUCUUUGCAUCAAGAAGGUUGUCUCUGGCUCAAUAAGCAAAGUUGACGAUGGCGGCAAGGUUCAGAACGAGGAAGACGAGGAACCAUACCGAGUCGCGAAGGAUUUCGGGAUCUUCGAAAUGGUGGAAUCAUCCGACUUGAUUACAGAAGAGAGCCACGCCAACAACACCAGGAAAUCCCUGGAGAGCAGACCCACCCCUUGCUGA